CGCAAAGAUUGAGCGUGGUGAACCAGAGACGUCAAGAGCAGAGGGAGGGGGCCGAUGGCGCCGGUGGUGACCGCUGCACUAGGCGCAUUGGGUCCCCUGCUGGCAAAGCUCACGGAUCUGCUCGCCAAAGAGUGCGGCCGGCUGAAAGGUGUCCGCCGCCAGAUCCGCUCCCUCCGAUCUGAGCUUACCAGCAUGCAUGGUGCUCUCAGAAAGUACACAAAUCUAGUGGAUCCUGAUGAGCAGGUGAAGGAAUGGAUAUCUCUAGUCAGGGAGUUGGCCUAUGAUACUGAGGAUUGCUUUGACAAGUUCAUUCAUCACCUUGGUGAUGGUGGGCCCCAAGAAGCUGGCUUCAAGGAGUUCUUCCGCAAGAUGGCUCGUCGUCUGAAAACUCUUGGAGCUCGGCAUGGGAUCGCCAACCAAAUUGAUGACCUGAAUCUUCGUAUCAAGGAAGUGAAAGAGCUCAAGACUAGCUACAAGCUCGAUGAUGUUGCUGGUAGCAGCUCUGGUAAUGCAGCCGUGGAUCCCCGUCUGGCUGCUCUUUUUGCUGAAGAGGCACAUCUUGUGGGUCUUGAUGAUCCAAGAGAUGAUCUUGCCAAGUGGGUUAUGGAAGAUGAAAACAAGCAUGGUCGCAAGGUGUUAUCGAUUGUUGGGUUUGGUGGAUUGGGAAAGACAACACUUGCGAAUGAGGUCUCUCGCAAGAUUCGAGGGCAUUUCGAUUGUCAUGCUUUUGUGUCGGUCUCCCAGAAGCCAGAUACAAUGAAAAUUAUCAAGGAUGUCAUCUCUCAAGUGUCUUACAGCGAUGAAUUCAAGAAAGAUAUUGAGACUUGGGAUGAAAAGAAAUCCAUUUCAAAGCUAAGAGAACUUUUAAAAGAAAAAAGGUAUCUUGUUAUCAUUGAUGACAUAUGGUCUACAGUAGCAUGGGAUGCUAUCAAUUGUGCAUUUCCAGAGAACAACUGUUCUAGCAGAAUUGUAGCUACUACACGUAUAUUGGAAGUAGCUAGCUCUUGUUGUCCAGGCCCUGAUGACCAGAUCUAUGAAAUGAAACCUCUAAGUGAUCCUCACUCUGAAAGACUAUUUUUCAGAAGAAUCUUUGGCUCAGAGAAUUGCUGCCCUCACAUGUUUAUUGAAGUCUCAAAAGCUAUCUUGAAAAAGUGUGGAGGCCUACCAUUGGCAAUUAUCAGUAUAUCUGGUUUACUAGCAAACAGACCACGUGUCAAAGAAGAGUGGGAGAAGGUAAAAAGAUCAAUUGGUUCUGAUUUGAACAAAAGCCGAAGUCUUGAAGGAAUGAAGAACAUACUAUCCUUGAGCUAUAAUGAUCUUCCACCACACCUCAAGACUGUCUUGUUGCACUUAAGUAAUUUCCCUGAGGAUUACGUGAUUGGCAGAGAAAGGUUGGUGAGGCAAUGGAUUGCGGAAGGCUUUAUUACUGAAGAGCGUGGGAGGAGCUGUCAAGAGGUUGCAGAAAGUUAUUUUUACGAGCUUAUCAACAAAAGCCUGGUCCAACCAGUGGACAUUCUUUAUGAUGGGAAGGUGCAAGCCUGUCGAGUUCAUGACAUGAUGCUUGAACUUAUUAUUUCAAAAUCCAUUGAAGAAAAUUUCAUCACUGUGGUGAACAGCAGUCAAACUGCUUGGGGAAAUUCUCAGUGUUCUAUUCGACGAUUGUCGAUCCAGGACAUUAACCAGGAACUUGCAUCUGAAUUGGCAAAGAAAGAUCUAAGCCAUGUCCGAUCUCUUGUAAUAACAGCAUCAGGUUGCGUAAAAUACUUGCCAAGUCUUACUAAGUUUGGAAGUUUGCGUGUACUAGAUUUUGAGGGUUGCCGUGGCCUGGCGGAGUAUGAUAUGGAUGGUAUGGAAAACCUGUUCCAGCUAAAGUACCUAAGCUUUAGGGGAACGGGCAUAUCAGAGCUACCAUCUGCAAUUGUGAAACUACAUGAUCUAGAGACGCUAGAUUUAAGGGGUACAUACAUCUAUGACUUGCCUUCUAAAAUUGUUCAGCUCACUGAACUACAACAUCUGCCCAUUGAAAGCGCAUAUCAGACCCAUGAUGUAAUGAUACCAAUUGGGAUUGGGAAUAUGACAAACUUAAGGGAGAUCUCAGGCUUCGAUAUUACCAUGGGUUCAGUAGGUGCAGUGAAGGAGCUAGGGAGCCUGAUCAAUUUGAAGGUACUCCAUGUACAGUGUGAAGAAUCUCAAGAGUACAAGAGGCAUGCAGAGAUGUUUCAUUCCUCACUAUGCAAGUUUGGCAGCUACAAACUCCAGUCCUUGCGGAUAAAUGGUGAUAAUUCAUAUCUAUUUGAGUUAUUAGAUUCCUGGUCUCCUCUUCCAUCUUGCCUCCAAAGAUUUGAGAUGGCCACCUCGUACUGUUUCUCAAAACUGCCAAAGUGGAUUACUCCAGCACUCAACAGUCUUGCAUACAUAGACAUUAAUUUAAGUGUAAUAACAAAGGAGGUUAUUGGCAUGCUUGGAGAACUCCCUGCAUUACUUUCUCUGAAUCUUUAUACCAACACGGUCCAUAAAGACAGGCUUGUUUUGCAAGCGAGAGGAUUCCAAUGUUUGAAGGAGUUGGUUUAUGAACCUUUUGGUGAAGGUGCAGGGGCCCUUGUAUUUGAGAAAGGGGCAUUGCCAAAGCUCGAGAAGCUUGACAUGUGGUUCUCUGUAUCAAUGGCAAAGGCCUAUGGGUUCUACUUAGGUCUUGAGCACCUCCCAUAUCUGAAAGAUGUACGAGUUGUUCUUCAGAAGCGGGGUGCCACAUCUUCUGAAGUUGACGCUGCUGCAACUGCCAUAAUGAAGGAAGCAAGGCUCCAUCCCAACCAUCCCAGGUUAACUCUCCCUAAAGCAUGAAAGAUUGAGGGGAGGUAUGGCUACUUCUAUUAUUAGGAAAUUUA
Molecule: messenger RNA, 2885 nt
Organism: Hordeum vulgare subsp. vulgare (domesticated barley)
Lineage: Eukaryota; Viridiplantae; Streptophyta; Magnoliopsida; Poales; Poaceae
Product: disease resistance protein RGA5-like
Exons: 2
Coding region: 55-2841 (928 amino acids)
Biological process (GO): defense response to other organism
Molecular function (GO): ADP binding
Source: RefSeq, a predicted model, not a curated record